GUCCAGGCCAGGGCAGCGAGUCGCGCCAGUUCGGCCUGGCAGCUGACCAGGGGCGAGGCCCGUGCCUGGGCAGUGGCCGACGCCGCGGGCUCCAUGAAGGAGGCCUACCUGUAUUCCCAGAAGCCAGAGCAGCGGGCCAUGCCGGAGACGCCCGUCAACCCAGGGACGCUCGAGGACCUCGAUGAGGUGGCCCAAGCCGCGCUUCCCGAGCGCAGCUUCUGCGCCAGAGAGCACCCGGUGGCGGCCUCGAGGUCCUGCUGCGAGACCGCGGGCCAGGGCUCGUGCCAUCGCGCGGCGCGGCGCGUCCAGGCGCUUUCGGGCCAGGAUCAGGAGGGGUUUAUCAACCCAAUGAAAGGUGUCGAGGGGAAUCUGGAAUGGGCCCAUCAGCCGCUGCACAAGCGGCUUGCCUUGCUGCCAAAAUGGUCCAAGCAGUGGCUGUGCCGGCGCGACCGGGAGGCGGCCCGCUGGGGCGCGGCUGUGCGGGGCAGCCUCGCGUUGCAAGCGGUAUUGCUCAGGAUGGUGCUCGACGAGGCUCGCUUGCGCUGCGGCGCCCGCGAGCAGGCCGAUUUCCUGCUGGAUGCUGAGAGGUUCCACGGAAUCAUGGACUUGGCCUUGAUGGCCCAGCGGAGCAUCGAGUCGGAGUUCCCCCCAGCGGAGCUCUACCUAUGCAGCCUCGCGUGCUUGGCCUCGAGGGUCGUCGUGUCCCGCGGCGCCUUCGGAACGGCGCCCGUCGCUAGGGUGCGGCAGUGCGUCGAUGGCGUUCAUGCUUACAUCGAGGGUCCUGGGCCCAUGCUCGUUGAGCAGUCCAAGGUGGUCACAGUGCCCCGCGCGCAAGGCUGCCUGGUUCGCGGCAUUCGCGUGUAUUCCAAGUCUUUGGUCAUGAUGGCCAGGUCUCUGGGCGAGAUCAAUGUGCAGCGCCUUGAAGGGGGCGGGUAUCAUGCCCAACCGGACUUUAUGCCGAGGAUUUGGGAGUGGAUGGCGCCGUGGGACAGCGGCAGCAAGUCCAUGGGCGUCAUGCUGCACGACGCUGACAUAGGGGCCAAGUGCAGGCACUCUGGCCCGGCGUUAGGGGUCUCGGCCUCCGUUAUAACAUCCGUGCGUGCCCGAGCUGCUGACUUGGCUGGGCUCGUAGUGGGAGGGCGCUGUGCGGCCUCCGUCCUUCUGCUGCACUGCCGUUCCGAUGGUUCCAAGAUGGCGGCGUUCGGGGACGAGAUCAAGCAGCGGUUCCAAUUCUGGGUCAAGAGCCCCCGUGCUCCAGGACAGGGUCCGUCGUGGCUGGAGCUGGAGGGCGGCGCUCAGGAAACUGAUCAACAUGUGGGCUCGCUCCCGCUGGAG
This is a messenger RNA of Prorocentrum cordatum, 1335 nucleotides long. Lineage: Eukaryota; Dinophyceae; Prorocentrales; Prorocentraceae. The record is from the annotation of a GenBank genome assembly.